Lutzomyia longipalpis is the source of this 4338-nucleotide messenger RNA. Its product is annotated as limbic system-associated membrane protein. NCBI's taxonomy places the organism in Eukaryota, Metazoa, Arthropoda, Insecta, Diptera, Psychodidae. Gene Ontology annotation, molecular function: axon guidance receptor activity; protein binding. The transcript is spliced from 7 exons. The record is from RefSeq and is a predicted model, not a curated record. Gene Ontology annotation, biological process: synapse organization; homophilic cell-cell adhesion. Gene Ontology annotation, cellular component: plasma membrane; axon; neuronal cell body. The coding region runs from base 873 to 2300 and encodes 475 amino acids.
UGAGUGUCCUUUUUAGUCACAGACUCACUCUUGACUACCGCGGACGUUACAUUUGGUCUGUCAUUUGAAUUGUUCCCCCGGCAGUCGUGCGUUUGAGGCAAUUUUCCACGAUACAGUGCCCAAGGCACGCGCAUCCAUAAAAAAACGAUUAUUCUAUCUCGGUGUCUAUAUAGUUGUGUGUAUUACCAUAUAAAAAAAUUAUUCCAUCUCCCAUCCACGUGAAUUAACGAUAAAAAAAUCCCUUUUUCAUAUAAUAAUUUCAUAUAAUAGUAGGUAAUAAUAAAAAAAAUAUAUAUAGGGUACGUAGUUAGCUCAUUUGGCUACUUCUCCCAGCAUAUAUCGUACCCAUUAUGUAUGUUUGUGUCGUUGUGAUCGUGUAGAGAAAAUAGGACAAAAUGUGUUAAUACUGCAACAAAUUGUUAAAUUAAAAAAAAAAAGUUAGGAAGGAUUUUGUGGAAUGCAAUUACGUGGCUUUACUCUCUCUCUCUCCCUCAAUGAAUUGGAACUAGAAAAAAGGUAAAAAACAAAUUAAAAAAAUUGUGAGAGUGACAAUUCAGCCUGUCCACAUCUAUUGAAGCAUCAAUUGGAAGUUUAAUUUCAAAUUGAACUCUGUGUGGUGUGUGGAAAAAUAUCCGUUUUGGAAAACUCUCUAGCGCACACGAGCAAACUACUCCGCCGCCUCCACCCGUUGUGGCCUCCGGCGCGGAAAUAUUCGGUCAAAUAAUUCGGUAUUUUGUGAUUAUUAUCAUCGGGAAAAUCUCGGGGAAGCAGCAAAACCUCCUGGCACGGGAAGUGUAUCCCCCCACAUCCUGAGGUGAAUCCAUCUGGGUGACCCCAUCACGAAUUCUCGGCCAAGUGCGCAAACGAGAGGGAUGGAUCGUGGCAAAUUGUUUGCCAAGUUGAUACUGGCAUUGCUGAAUGUUCUUGUUGGUCAGCAUCAGCCAGGUGUCUGCCAGAGUCUAUCAAUGGAUACACCACACAUGGAUAGUGAUGGACUUCCAACAGUGCUACCUAAAUUCAUCUCACGAGGGAAUCUUUACAAAGUAACAACGGGAGAUAUGGUCACCCUUCCGUGUAGGGUGCAAAAUCUCGGGAGCUUUGUUCUACUCUGGAGACGUGGGAGUUCCGUCCUAACAGCUGGACCGCUCAAAAUUACACGUGACGCACGAUUUAAGCUCGUCGAUACGUACGACUUGCAGAUAACUGGGGUUAAAACUCAAGAUGCUGGGGAUUAUAUUUGCCAAAUUGGUGAUCAAGAAACUCGCGAUCAGGUGCACACCCUUGAGAUUCUUGUACCCCCAACGGUACGAGCUGUACCCCAAAAUGGUCAGGUUACAGCACGAAAGGGUAGUACUGUGACAUUGGAAUGUAAAGCAUCUGGGAAUCCUGUACCGUCGAUUUAUUGGUACAAAAAGGAUCCCCUGGCGGGUGCAACACAUCUCUCAGAUAGUUCAACCCUUAUCCUGGAACGGGUUGAAAGGCAACAUGCUGGAACGUAUCAAUGUGCAGCUGACAAUGGUGUGAGAGAUCCCGUCUCAGCAGAUGUUCAACUCACAGUUCUCUCUCCACCCGAGAUUACGGUGGAGAAGAGUUGGGUACAUGCAAGUGAGGGGUAUGACAUUGAGCUCUGUUGCACCGUGCACGGCGAUACAAAUUCCGAGAUGCUGUGGUUCCAAAAUUCCUUCCUACUGGACGCCACAGAUCGACGCACGAUGCACUCAGUCGGUGAGCAGUACAUCCUGUCCAUUAGGAAUUUUCAAUCAUCCGACUUUGGGAACUACAGCUGUGUGGCUGAUAAUUCAUUGGGACGCACGAAGAAGUACAUUGAAGUAUCAGGACGUCCGGGACCGGCUACAUUCCUCUCACCGGCCUACAGUGGGCAUCUUGAAUUCUACAAUCUCACCUGGAACAUCGAAUCGAUUCCACCACUUGAGGAAAUAAGGCUUCUCUACCGGAAGUUGUUGAUGAACGAUACGUACCAGCAUCCAGGGAAGUGGCACGACGUCGUGCUGGUGCCUACGCUGACACGUUCGGAGCCCAACCACUUUGUCAUGUCGCACACCAUCAAGGGUCUGGAACGGAAUUCCGUCUACGAGGCGAUUAUCCAGGCGAAGAAUCGAUAUGGGUGGAAUGAGAUAAGUGAUAUCCAUCAGUUUUACACACGGAAUUCGGAAGCACCGAUGGAUGACAUGGACUUCAUAAUGAGUUCCAUGUCCUCAGCCGUGGGUAUCGAUUGGGGUGGCAUUGUAGCGCACUUCCUACCCAUGUUGCCGCUCCAACUAUGGAUAAUUACAUCGUAAGAACGAAGGGAAAGUCCGUGUGGUUGUUUUAUACCAUAAAUACGAUAGAGUGAGCUUAUCCCUCACACAACAUGGUGCGUCUUUGCCAACAUCAUCUCUUAACCAUCCAUAUUGGUGUGUUUUCCCCGGCCCCUGCAUCUCAUCAUAUUCCCACUGGAAGACAUGUAUCAGUGUUAACUAUCUUAAAAGUCAAUGAACAUUCACCAAAUAAACUACAUGUGCAUGCAACGAAGACGGAUAAGAAGGUACUCGUGAAGGUCAGAAUCCAUUUCUGAGCGUGCUACAAUAUCAGUGUGUUGUACCCCCCCGAAAAAAAAGUUUGUUUCCCCAUUUGAAAGCUCCCCUAUCAGAGAUAAAUUUAUGCAAGUGCCUUAAAUCGUGGAAAAAAACAUUCUUGGUGAAUUGAGGAAAAAUUGAAAAAAAGAAAAUUCAAGUACUGAACUGUGUGUAAGAUAAGUAUAUCCUAGGUAAUGAAAUUUAAUCCAUAAGUGGUCAAUAGUAUUUAAGGGUGAUAUCUAUUUUAGUCGGAGUAAAGAAAAGAAUUUGGCGUUGAGAUAAAGAAUUAGCACACAGAUGGGUGAGUUUUUUUUUAAACUACGGAAAAUGUAUUUUGAGAGGUCAAUAGAUGUGUUUGAGAAUUUUUUUUCGAGCCAUUGAAUAGCAAAGAUAAUGGAAUAAUAAUGAACUGACUCUUUUAUUUGACAAGUAAUUACAUAUUUUUACAUUACAUUUCAAUAAACAUUUUAUUUCAUUUUAAUUUUUAAUAACCAUUAAAAAUUAAAUAGACAAAGGGUUGUUAAGGUAAUGUACCACGUACCUUUUGAGAUGUAAUUGGAAAAGAAAGAAUUAAUUAUUAGCCCUUUGCCUCCUUCAGCCCUCUAAAAGCUCCUCAAUCCUCUUCCACGUUCUCACCUUGAAUUAUACACGGAAAGGUAGAAUUAACUCAAUGUGAAAGCUUUCUCCAGUCCCCCCGGAAGUGCAUACCUUUAAUUGAUAAGCAGAACAAUUAAUCAUGAAUCUUCUCCGGUCGGAGGACCAGGAAUUUUUUGUAGAUUCUUCUCCUCGUGGUCCAAUAAAGGCACCAAUGCCUCAGUAAGAAGAUAAGGGGAAGAUCAGAUGGCAGCACGACGUGAUCACAAAAAUCUACUUUUUUCUUUUUAAUCCACAAUUUUAUUAAUUCAAUUUAGUUUAAUCCACCACCUGAAUAAUUUAUUUUCUUCAAUUAUAACUUUUUAAUAUAAGUUUUACAAUAAUUUCUCAAUAAUUUCUCAAUAAUUUCUCAAAAACUUUGCUAAAAAUUUCCACGAACAAUUUUUCCACGUAAAGCUCAAAACGGAAGUGAUUGUACAUAGCUGUCACAAACAGCUGCUGAGCUUUUGGGACUCACAAAGAUUACCGAUUUUUUAACGUGGCGCUACGCGCGCAAAAGUGGCGCACGCAGAAUUUGAAUUUUUGAUCUUCUAUUGUAACGGGUUAACGAGCGGAGCCAACAGGUAAUUAAAAAAAUUCCGGAUAAUUAAUAUUUGGAAAAUAUUUUUGAUUUUUCACUGGAAAAUUAUAUGAAUUAUUGUUUCGAAAAAUUAUUAUAAAAGCUUCCCAUUAUUACUUUGAAGUUUUUACAUUUUGUAAGUUAAUAAAAGUAAAGUCAGGAAGCUUUUUCAAUGAUUUUAAUUUUGAUGAAAGCUUAGUAAAAUUUGCAUUUCUUUUCUAUAGGUAAUACAAAAUUAUUAUUAGUUUAAGUAUUUAAGAAAAAAAGAAACAAAAUAACUUUUUUUUUCAAAGAGAAAAAUUUUCCCAUCAAAAUCAUCAGGAAAUUAAAUUGUUGAAAGAUGCAAAAAAAAAGAAUAUUCCGAAUCUGCGCAACGUAGAAAUAUUCAGAAGGAAAAAUUAAGCAAAAAAAAGAAAAACAAGUUUGCUGAGUAAACAUUUAUAUGGGAAAGAGUAGAGGUUUAUAAGAGGUGGAUGCGUUGAGGGGAAAAUGAUGAGCUUUAUUUUCAAUUUGGCAGAACAUCCAUUUGGGCGGGUAAUUGAGUGAAAA